This is a messenger RNA of Striga asiatica, 633 nucleotides long. NCBI's taxonomy places the organism in Eukaryota, Viridiplantae, Streptophyta, Magnoliopsida, Lamiales, Orobanchaceae. The record is from the annotation of a GenBank genome assembly.
AUGGCGACUGAGGUCAGGACGGUUCCCACUGUUCUCAUACAGAAGAUAUUUACUCAAACAUUUUCGUAUGUGAAAGUGCAGCUCUUUAACAGCCUUCUUCUACGGCGUGAGUGUUGUACUUUCAGCAAUGGCGAUUACGUCAAAGCUGGGCUGGCCGGGCAAAAGAAGAGUUAUUUCAUUCUUAGCAUUGACAAAAUGUUUAUUGGAGCCCAGUAUGCAGGGUUAGCUUGGGAUGAACUGAAACACAUCAGACAAGUUGUCGGCUUCUUAGUUAUACAUCAGAAGUACAAAAUAUCGUAUGAUGAGAUCACCAAUGAUUUGUGUCCUGUAACGUCCAACAGCUUUAUAGAAUAUGUACUUUGUAUUGGGAUUUGGGAUGAUAACUAUAAUACUCGAAGUGUGUCAGCUGAGGUCAUAUCGAGCAUGAGGGUGCUUAUGACUACCGAAACUAGAUCUUCUAUCAUUUCAAUAAUUAUCCAUCCAAUCCUUUGUCCCCCACGAAUUAUUUUGUGUUGCCCUUUAGGAUUUCCUAUUCUCGGAGUUGAGUGGCAGAAGAUGGAAAAUCCGGACUUGCGGUUAUCCAUGGGGAUGAAGCCUGACCAGAAAGGUGUGCGACUCGGAGCUGAGGGACAC